CGUAGCUGAGAUGAUGAUGCUUACAGAUGAUAGACCUCUAAGUCAGUAUCUUUCCAGUCAAUUCUUUGAGUCAAUCCAGAUUUUCGAAGCUGUCGUCGCAAGCUCUAAGCUCUUGAUCCAACUGCCUUUGGGCACCUUUCGAGCUUUCAUUAAGGAACCAUGGAUCCAGAUGUUCCGGAAAGCACACAACCACGGACCAACAUGACUACCCCUGACGCGUUAUUUACUCUUUGUCUCCUAACGUCACUUUCAACAACUAUUAUUCCAUUUUACUCUUUCCCUUGAGUGGUCACUGAACAGGCCGAGAAGACGAGACCUCAGCAGUGGUAGGUCAGUUCCCAAAGCGGCCUAGCGCACAGGUGACCUGUUGCUUCCCCCUCCUUUUUUGGCUCUGGCGUGUCUGCGUUGUUCCUGCUGCGAGUCGUUGCUGUCGCUGUCCCCCGAGUCAACCCACCCCUCCUCCUCUCCUUCUGCUUUUUAUCCAGUCGCCUAAUUCUCUAAUAAUCCUUCCUCAGCUGUUUAUUGCUUAUUGAUUCCCAUUUGUUGUGUGAUUUGUCGUGUACCCCCUUAAUUAAUAUACAGCCAGACAUCUGGUGCAGCUGGCUGAUUGAACGCCUCAGAUCGCCAAUUGGACGUUAGCAACGUGGUACGGCUCCUGACUUUCCUACAAACCGAAGAAAUACCAGCGACGCCAACCCUUAUUGUACCCUUCUCGCCGCCCAUUUGUCCAACCGCUGGUCCCUGCGAUGUCUUCCACAGAGGACCCUAUCCCCUCCGCUCCUCCGGCCGAGGUUGACACGGAGGAUGUCGCACCGGCCACUCCAGUGGAAUCGAGCAUCAUGUCUGGCAGCGAGGAGCUGAUCACGAGCCCCGAGGCUUCCAACAACAAGGAAAACGUAAAGGCCUCCCCAGUGAAAAAGACCACCACCUCGGCCACCGCGACUAAGCGUCCCGUCACUGGAACGUCUGCGACAAAACGUCCCACAUCCAUUUCAGGUACAACCAAGACUGCUUCGUCCACUCGGACUUCCACCUCAAAUGGCGGUGUUCUAAACAAGCCACCCACACGGCCGUCCACCACAUCGACCACUACUCGCAGACCUCUCAGUUCGUCGACUACCGCCUCCCACCGCUCUCGACCAUCACUCAGCUCCGCGGAUGAGAAGUCACGGUCUGUGGCUAGCUCCGGUGAUGAGAAACGGGGUAUCUCUGGAACCGCUAAGCGGAUGUCGCUCGCGGGCACCACCGCAAGUAGUAGAGCUCCGGUCAAGCCGACCUCCACCUUGGAUCGACGUUCCAGUAUAGCGUCUACGACCGGAUCGCGCACCAGCACCGUCUCCUCCACAAGACCUACUACAAAGGCCCCAACCACAACCACCCGUCCUACCACGUCUACAACUGCCUCACGAACGGUUACACGACCAACAGCAACUUCAACUGCCACUAAGAGGUUAAGCACCGCGCCAAGAAGUGCCGAGGAAAAUGUAGAGAAGUUACUGUCUCUUCAAGCCAAGCUAUCUGAGAGCGAAGCGACUGUGGCCAGCCUCAAGGCAGAACUCGAGGCAGUGAACGAAAAGCUAGCUCAGGUACCACAGACCGAAGGCGCUGAAAAGGACCAGGAGGAGGCUACGAAGGCACUCCAGGAACAGCACACGGAGGAGAUCGGUAAGUUGGUGGCGAGCCAUGAAGAACAGCUACAAGGCCUCCGCACUCAGCUCGAGGAGGCAGAAGCAAAGAGAAAGGAAAUCGAGGAGAAGUCCCUCAGGGACUUGGAAGAUGCGUCACAGGUGGCAGCCUCUCAGGGUGAUGAGAAGUUGUCUGCGGCUCUGGAUGAGUUGAAGCAGUCGCACCAAUCUCAGCUGGAAGCUCUUGAGAAAGAGCUUUCCGAGCAAAAGAUUGCGGCUGCCGGGUAUGCCGAACAGAUUGAAGCUCUCAAGGCGGAGGUACAAUCCAAGGCGAAUGGCCUAGAAAUCGCUACCAAGGGAUUCCAAGAUGAGAAAGAAUCCGCCCUCGAGCAGUUGCGUGGGGAGCUGCAGGCCGAGAUUGAAAGUCUUACCAGGUCCAAGGAUGAGGCUAUCCGUGUUGCUGAGGAGUCUGCCAAGCAGUCUGCUGCCGAGUUGGAAGAGAAGAUUGCUUCCCUCGAAGCCAAGCUUGCCGAUGCCGAGUCCGCCGGUACCCAGGGUCGGGAGCAAACUAUGGCUCAGCUUGCAGAGAAAGAGAAAGAGGUGGCCGAGCUGAAGGAGGCCGUGGAAGCAGCCAAGCUUGAGCUUCAGCAAGCAGGCGAGACCUCCGCCAGUGUGCUUGCUGAGAAAUUGAAGGCGCUCGAGGCAGGUCAUGAGGAUGCCAUUGCCAAGCUCAAGGCCGAGCAUGAAGAGGCUCUCGCAACCUCUACUAGUUCACAUGCAGAGGAGCUCGCAAGUGCGAAGACGGCCACCGAAUCCGCCAGCGCCGCUCAUGCUCAGCAACUCGAAGAACUUCAGGCUUCUUUGAACAAAAUCAAGGAGGAUGCGGUGAACGAGCUCAAGGCAGCUCACCAGGAUGAGUUACAGGCUCUGCAACAGAAGCUUUUCCAGGCUGAGGAGGCCGCCCAGAAGGCCCGACAGGCCUCGGAGGAGGGUGCCAGUGCCGCUCAAGCCGUUGCUGUUCAGGAAAUCGAAUCGCUCAAGGAGAAGGUCAGCACGUUGGAGUCGCAACUCACCACAGGACAGGACGAGAUCAAGUCCCUCCAGGCUGAGAUUCAGGCCAAGCAGGAGCAAGCGGACACACUUCAGCAAGCGCUCAUCACGUUUGAGACCAAGCUCAAGGCGAAAGAUGCUGAGCAGGAGGGUCAAGUAAAGGCUGCAGAAGGGCGAGCUGCGGCUGCGGAGAAGGCUUUGGAAGAACAGACCCAACAGGCUGCUGCUCUGACCGAGGAGCAUGCGAAGUCCCUCGAAGCGCUCAAAGCCGAACAUGCUGCUGAGCUUGAGAAGGUCAAGGCCGAAGCGUCUGGAUACCACCAGCAGGCUCUUGCAGAACUCCAGGCCCAGUACAAUGAGUCAUUGACCAAGAACAGCGACUUGGAGGCUUCUCACGCCGGCAAGAUCGAAGCACUUGAGACGGAACUCAAGUCUACCAUGGAACAGGUCGCCGCGCAGAGCGCCAGCCACGCCAAGGAGCUUGCUGACCUUCAGCAGCAGCACGAGGAAGCCAAGAUCAAGCUGCAGACAGAAUUAGAAAGCUCGCAAGCCUCCAAGGUUGCUGAGAAUGAUGCAGAGCACAGCAAGGCAAUCGAGGAGCUUCUCACCGCUCAAGACUCAAAGUUGUCCAGUCUCCGGUCUGACCUAGAAUCGGCUCACCGAGCUAAGCUGGGCGAACUCCAGCAAUCCCAUGAUGCUGCUCUCGAAGAGCUCAAGACUCAACUCACGGCUGCCCAAACUGCCGCCCAAGACACCUCUGUCGUCGACGGCUUGAACGCGACAAUCGCGGAUCUGGAGAAGAAGCUUGCUGCCGCUGAACAAUCCAGCGCCGAGUCCAGCACACGACACUCCGCCGAGCUUUCUCUCCUAGAAAAGGACAAGAACGAAUGGGAGCAGAAACACCAGGCAACAGCUGCUCGUGUGGAAGAGCUAGAGAAGCUCGUCGCUGUUCUGGACAGCACUAAGUCUCAACUCGAGUCGGCGUCCAAGCAGGUCCUUGCGGCUCAAGACGAGUUGUCGCGCCUUCAGGCCAAGCACGAUGCCGUUACCAAGGAACUGGACGAAUCCAAGUCUCAUAACAACAGCAUUCAGGAGAAGCUGGCAGAAGGAGAGAAGGAGAUGAACGCCCAGAUUGACAAGAACAUGAACCUCCUCACUCAGCUGGGCGAGGUUGAGUCGUCUAUUUCCGGUAGCCGCAAGCGAGUCAGGGAGCUCGAAGCCGAGCUUGCAGCGCUGAAGGCCGAGAAGGAUGUCAUCAAGGGUUCAGGCGUAGGACUGCAGGGUAGCCGAUGGGCGGACGACGAAAAGGAGAAGGAGGCGGGUAGCGAGAAGGGAGAAGCGACCACAGCGGAAGAUGGCCAGCAUCCAGGAACAGCUUAAGCAUAUCCGAUCCGCGAAUGACGACUGGUACGAUGAACACCGCCGGUAAGUAGCCCUCUGAAACAUGUUAUGAGCGCAACUGACGAGUCUAGACUCGUUGGAGAGCUAGCACAGCUAUCACGGCGGGCAACGCCUAAUCCCCCCAGCCAGCCAGCGACGCCGCAGCCGGAGGGGCUGACAGAGGCUGUAUCACAAUGAACGGCCUUGGUGACGUAUAAGUGACCUUGUGGGACGACGGGGAUGUUAUUUUUCUUCCAUUCUUUUCUUUGUAUCUUGCUUGUAUAGGAUUAAGAUGUAUGUAAUAAACUGCUCAGGAUACCCGAUUGAAGUGCUGUUGCUGGGGUGGAUUGUUGCUCUAUGUGAACCGGGUCUGGGCAAUGAUGAAUUUAUUAUCUGAGACAUUGAUAAUUUGGUGUAUCUUGCAAGGUUCGGUAAUUAUUUAUAGCCUCCGCCAGAACGCCAGGAAAUUUGCCGAUAAGUCACUGAGUUGGUAGUUGCGUCGUUAAGGCUCCUUGGGCCUGCCCCACGGCGCCCAGGAUACUCGAAUGGGCAGGCACCACGUCAACCGGCCUCCAUCCCGCUUAUCUUUCUUCUCAUUCUCCUUCUCCUCCUCGGCCGUUCGCUGCAUCUCCUGAUACCGUUCCGGGGUGAGAAUUCCCGGUGGUGGCGUGGGCGGUCUCGGCAACGCCCAGCCCGCAGGAAGAUACCCAUGCGCACCGACAGGAAGGAAUCGUAUCGCGGGCGAAGCGCUCGGUGCAGCCCGGUCGUCCCGCACAGAGAGGCUAGUCUCAGCCGCAGACGCAAUCGCACUUCCAAUCACAAACGGAGCCCCCGACCCCAGCUCAUAUUCAGCUGUGCCCGCCGUCCUCUCGAUUCCCUGUCUCUGGAACUCUGUUUCUGUUUCUAUUUCGAGGUUGUCGUUGUCUGGUGAUGAGGCUGGCAGUCGCGGGAGUGGGAUCCGCUUCUGGCGUUGGUGUUCGGGGGAUGGCGACGAGGUGAAUGCGCGGCAGAAGGCGGCGUAGGAGUCUGAGACGGGGUCGUUGGGUGAGGUGUAUUCUGUUUGGAUGUGGAUUGUUCGUUUGUCGCGGUAUGAGAUGGGGUUGUUGUAGUUGUGUUCUGGAUUGUGAUUGCAGAUCGGAUCCUGGUGGGGUUUUAUCCCCAGUGGCGACGAGGACUGCGAAUGCGACUGUGAAGCCGAAGACUUCCGGGAUAGCUUCGAGCUCUGGGCAGUUGUGGUCGGGAUAUUGUCAGGGAUAAGCGUGUUCGCCGUAGUGGUUGCAGUGGUGGUAUUACUUGUUGCAGUAACAGUGGUAGGAUCCGACGUCUGUCGAGGCGAGAGGAGAUGCGACGAGAACCACCGCUUCAACUUGAGUUUCUGGGUUGAGGGGCCCUGUUUUCGGGAACCGGAUCGGGAUGGCGUCUGCGUCGAGAAUGAGUAGAGGGAUGAGGAGGAGGAAGAUGUUGAAGAGAAGGAUUCUCGAUGAACAAACGAGCAGACGAAAAGAAGACGGAAAGAGGGGUGCGAUGAACUGUCUGUCUGUCUAUCGAAAGGCAAGCAAGCAAGUAAGCUUAACAUGGAAUACAACUACUCGGAGAGGAAAGUCGUACAGAGAAAAAGCAUGGGAGCCCAGAAAGGAGAAAGAAGCAAAAGCAGAGGAGGGACCCUGGAGCUGGAGGUGGUCACUGGCCAUGUUUGAGUGUGAUAUAUCCCGCUGCCGUAUACUAUUGAUUGGGAAUUACUUGAGUCUUACUAUAGCUAUACUAUAGUAUGCGAUAUUCGGCCGUUGGCUCGCUCGUUAGGGCUCCAAUAUACAUUCAGCUGCGGCCGUUUUCUCGGCACAUCUUGGCUGCUAUCUACAGAGCACUUUAUCCACCGAAGAUCCGACCCGUAUGAUCCAUACGAUAAGCACCUAGAAGAAACGCGGUUCAUGUACAAUCACCGUUCGGGUGGGCUGUGCAACACGGACGGGGUCAUUGUAAUCACGACCACAACCACUGAGACUGGAGAUCAAUCCAACCUCAGCAGGGCUAGUAGUGUCCACUAGUCCACAGGCAGAGAAAGGGAGGAGGGAGGGAGGGAUGAGUGUAACUUGUACACUUGUACACCGUUGAACGUCGGUCAAACACAUGCGGGACUCCACUGCUACGACGUGGUCGGUGUCCUGCAAGUGGCAC
This is a messenger RNA of Aspergillus calidoustus, 6230 nucleotides long. The record is from the annotation of a GenBank genome assembly. Lineage: Eukaryota; Fungi; Ascomycota; Eurotiomycetes; Eurotiales; Aspergillaceae.